AUGAACACGCCCCUCAGCAUCAGAACGGUGGAGGUGACAAGGGAGGAGGUUGCGAGGGAGAGGCUCGUCUUUAAUCGAGCAAUCAUGGUGGGCGUAAUUGCGCCGGUGGGUGGACAGAAACACGCAGAGCAACUAUGGGACUGGGUGCUGGGCAACCUGGUGUCGCAGCAGCAUGACGGCACUUGCGCGCUGAAAACCAUGGCGGAGCUCACGGUGGAGCUUGGUGGGAAGGGCCCAGCCAGGCUAGCAUUGAGAGCUUUCGCAGCUACACCAACAGAAUGGAAGAAGGAGCUGCUGACCCCCUGCACGAACUCGGCUAGCUGGGACGACAUGACGGGCGGAACACCACUUCCGCGCAUCCCAAUUCUGGAAGGAGGGGGGGUGAUUCCACUGAAGCAGAUGCGGUGGCAUUGGAAGGGGAAACGCGCGCAGUCUCAUCGAAUGCUGAGAUGGGCGGGCCAGUGGAGCGAGUCGAUUAACUGGAAGAAAAAUUUGGGCAUUCGGGAGUCAUUGGUCACCCCCAGCAGACCAAGGGAUGUUCUCACGCGGGUGUACAACUUCAACCUCCAGUCUCUCGCCGAUUCUCUCAGCCGCAGGGGCCCUGAUCGAUCCUCCGCCCUCUCCCUUCAGCUGCCGUUUCCCACCACCAUCAAUGCCUCUCCACCGCUUCCCACCGCACUCUGUCCCCUCACACGCCUGUCCUUGCUAGCUUCAGUGCUGCAAGUUCGGGGGGAGGGGGAGGGCGCGGGGGGGGGAGGGGAUGCGAAAAGGGGGGAGAGUGUGGGAGGAGGAGAGGAGGGAGGUGAGGGGAUGAUGAAUCACAGGGUACAGGGUCCUGCAGAGAGGAGGGAGGGUGGUGAAGGGGGGCACGUUGAGUGUGACGGUGAGGUCCACAAAAGUGAGGGAGGAGUAAAUGAGCAGGGAGGAGAGAAUGAGGGAGGACAAAGCGGGUUCCAGCAAAGACAGUGUGGGGCGCCCCAAAGAAAGGGACGGAGUGGGUACCAGGCAGCUGACCAAGGAGUGGGCGGGGAGGCGAGAGGAGGAGAGGGAGGAGAGGUGUCACAGCCUCUGAUGGAUCAGCACGGCAAUGUCCUCCUAUUUAACGGUGAGAUAUUCGGCGGGCUGCCCGGCCUUCAAGCAGAGCAGAACGAUGCACAGUGCCUCCUCUCCUCCCUCUCCUCCUGCUGCUCCUGCUCCUCCUGCUCCUCCUGCUGCUCCUGCUCCUCCUGCUCCUCCUGCUGCUCCUGCCUCUGCCCCACCCCGCGCGCCCUCAACACAACUACCGGUGCAGCAAGCAUGAAGAAUGGUCAUAAUAACAACGUUACCACCACCACCACCAGUGAAGAUGCCCAUUUAAGCAGCAACCUCUGCAGCAGCAGCAGCAGCAACAUCCCAUCAAGUCCUGUCUCUUUCUCUCAACCUUCCUCCUCCUCUCCUCCCUCUGCCCAUCCUGACCCCCCGCCCUCCCCACUCUCCGCCCAUCCUGACCCCCCGCCCUCCCCACUCUCCGCCCGUCCCGCUCUCCCCUGCGCCCACCCCCACUCCGUCCCCCGCCUGCUCUCCUCUCUCCGCGGCCCCUUCGCGCUGGCCUAUUGGCAGGCGACAGCUGGCACGCUCUGGUUGGCCCGCGACUUCAUGGGGCGGCGCAGCCUGCUGCUCCACGGGCCGUGCGUUGAAGAGAGUGGGGAGGGGAGAGGGGAGGCCGAAAGAGGAGUGGGAAGCACUUUUGUGGUGAGCAGCGUGUGCCCCUCGCCUCGUCCUCCCCGCCUCUCCAUUCCUGAGAGACGAAAGAGUGAAGCGCUGACAGGGGAGGGGGCAUUGGAAAGAGCAGAGAGGACAGGAGGGGGACGAGUAGAGAGAGGAGGGGAAAGUGCGAGAAAAGGGGCAGGGGAUCGAGGAGCGGUGAGAGGUGAGCGAGGGAUUCGAGCAGAGGCAGGAGAAGGAGGGGAGGUAGGAGGAGGAAGAAGUGGUGGUGGGGAAGCGGUUGAUCAGAGUGGUUUGCCCGAGUUUGGGUACUGGAAGGAGGUGCCAUGCGGAAUAUACAGCUCUGUGCUUCCUUCACAUGGCGCUGUGCCAUCAUGUAGCGAGGGAGUGAGUGAGGGGUUGAGAGAGGGCGAGGGAGUGAGUGAGGGGUUGAGAGAGGGUGAGGGAGUGAGGGUGACGGUGGACGAGUGGGAGUGGUUCCGGCAUGAGUGGGAGGAUAGGACCGUCCAGCGACUGCUGACAUGGCAGCGACCAAUGGCAGCUGACGUGGCAACCCAAGGUGCUGAGCUGGCAGGAGGGGGCUCCGAGGUGGAGCACUCCAGUACUGAGCUGGCAGCAGGUGAUGCUGCUGACUCAGCAGCAGCAGAUAACGUGCUGUCAGCACUGGAUAGAGCAGUAGGGAUUCGAGUGACGCAUAUUCGAGAGGGGAAGCACAUUGGAAAAGGUAUUCCCAUUGGCCCACUGGACGGGCAAGGAGCAGCGGCAGCACCAGUGGGGGCUUGUGUGAGCAGGGAAGAAGAGGCAGCAGCACUGGCAGAUCCAGAGGCAGCAGCCGAGGCAGCACUGGUGGCAGCACGGGCAGGAGAUGUGUGCAGAGAGGCAGAGGCAGCAGCCCUGGCAGAUCCAGAGGCAACGUCAGAGGCAGCACCGUUAGCAGAUGCGUGCAGGGAGGCAGAGGUGGCACCGGUGGCGGUGCUGUUCUCAGGGGGACUCGACCCCAUAACACCAGAAGCAGCACCAGUGGCAGCAGCAGAAGCAGAAGCAGCAGCAGCAGGAGAUGUGUGCAGAGAAAGGGAGGAGGCAGAGGAGGCAGAGGAGGCAGAGGAGGCAGAGGAGGCAGAGGAGGCAGAGGUGGCAGAGGUGGCAGAGGUGGCAGAGGUGGCAGAGGUGGCAGAGGUGGCAGAGGUGGCAGAGGAGGCAGAGGAGGCAGAGGUGGCAGAGGUGGCACCGGUGGCGGUGUUGUUCUCAGGGGGGCUGGACUCCAUGCUGCUGGCGGCCCUGGCCCACCGCCAUGUGCCCAUCCACCGGCCCAUCGAGCUCCUGAAUGUGAGCUUUGCCGGGGCAGCAGCGCCGGACAGGCAGACAGCGAGGAAAGGAGUGAGGGAGCUGGUGCGAGCAUGCGAGGGGAGGAGGUGGCAUCUGGUGGAGGUGGAUUCGACCCUCUCAGACGUGGACCAAGUCAAGACGCACCUGCUCUCCCUGCUCUGCCCCUCCCACACGCACAUGUUUCCCGCCAUGCCCCGCCAUGCCACUCACUGGCUUGCCAAACCUGGGACCUCAACAUUGCUGCGGCACUGUGGAUUGCUGCUAGAGGGGAAUGGCGACUGCUUUGCUACAUCACCCCCUCCUUGCCUCGUUCCUUCCCCCAAACCUCUCCCUUCGCCCUCCGUUCCUUCUCCCCCUCGUCCAAUCUCCUCCCAUGCUCCCAGGAAGGACCUCAACGUUGGUGCAGCGCUGUGGCUGGCUGCUAGAGGGGAGGGGAGAGCUCUUCCCCUUCCGCCAGCAGUAUGGCUAACAGUGCUACUGCUGUCUCUGCCCACCGCUGCCUCCCCCUGUGCUCCCAGGACCCACAACAUUGGAUUGGAGCGGCCCUGCGGCUGGCUGCUAGAGGGGAGGGGAGAGCUCUCCCCUUUCCGCCGGCACUUUGCCCCUUCUGCCCAACUGCCCUCUGCCCUUCUGCCCCCCCCACCCCCCCAUUGCUCCCAGGACCUCAACAUUGGUGCGGCACUGUGGCUUGCUGCUAGAGGGGAUGGCAGGAUGAUACGCUCUGGGGGGGAGGGGGAGGGCGAUGGGGAAGAGGAGGAAGAGGCGUGCAGAGCGGCGAAGGGGAGUGUGGAGGGGUACAGAGCACAUGCGCGAGUGGUGCUCGUGGGAACGGGUGCAGAUGAACAGUCAAAGUUCAGGCAAGGAGGGAAGGUGGAAUGGCAGGUGUUGGUUAGCUCUCAUGCCUCCCAAGCAAGCAUGACAGCCGUCUCCCAUGCUGUCAUGCCGUCUCCCAUGCUGUCAUACUUCAAAGAGCGCGGAACAGCUGUCAGCUGGCCAUCCCUAGAGAGCGAGAUGAGGGAGGACGUGCAGCGUUUGUGGCGCCGCAAUCUGGGGCGGGACGACCGGUGCCUCUCGGACCAUGGCAGAGAGCCGCGCUUCCCCUUUCUGGACGAGGGAGUCAUGAGCGCGCUGCUGGCCCUUCCACUCCCGUUCAUCACCAACCUGCACCUCCCACCGGGCACAGGAGACAAGCUUAUACUGCGACAGAUAGCUCGCAAGCUGGGUUUAACAGGAGCUGCUGCAUUGCCCAAGCGAGCCAUUCAG
Messenger RNA from Closterium sp. Naga37s-1, 4293 nucleotides. The record is from the annotation of a GenBank genome assembly. NCBI's taxonomy places the organism in Eukaryota, Viridiplantae, Streptophyta, Zygnematophyceae, Desmidiales, Closteriaceae.